Trachemys scripta elegans is the source of this 3444-nucleotide messenger RNA. RefSeq names its product collagen type XIII alpha 1 chain (gene COL13A1). The record is from RefSeq and is a predicted model, not a curated record. Lineage: Eukaryota; Metazoa; Chordata; Testudines; Emydidae. The coding region runs from base 520 to 2973 and encodes 817 amino acids. The transcript is spliced from 44 exons.
AUCAUUGCACAGAGAAAGAGAGAGAGGGAGAGCAGAGGAGGUUACUUUGGGAAGCAGUACAGCUUGCUCAUCCGAUCCGUGUAGUUCAGAGAGAGUGUGUCAUGUUACAGAGAAGCCAGGAUCAGCCACAGUGCAACUCCAAAGCAGUUGAGAAUUACCUCUCUCUAAUGGGGACUUUCAUGUGCAAUCUCUUAACCACUCUGCUAAGGAACUGAAACUGACAAACCUAGAGGGAGAGGAAAAGAACAACAAACAAAAAAGACUGAAAGACACAAACUGAUCUGAUUAUUUUCCCCAAAACUUUUCUGGAGUUGGAUCCUUUCUUUUUUUAAAUCACUUUUUUCCCCUUUUUAUCCAUACAAUUUUGUUGUUGUUGUUGUUAUCAUUUCUAUUAUUCAGUGGCAUUGGGAUUCCCUCGGACGCUGCUCUUCCAUGAAUUCUGGAUUGUUCUUCUUGGAGUGGGAUUGAAACUUUAUUUAUUCUAUUUAUUUAUUUAUUGUUUCUCAGGAGAGGGAGGGAAUGUUGGAGGAGAAGGGCUGGAAAGGUGCUAGCAAUAGUGCCUUUGACAGGGGGUGCAUUGCUCCCCCCAGGACAGGGGAUGGAGAAAGAUGCUGCAGGUUUCCUCUACUGCUGGGCUCUGGGCUUCCUGGGGUGUCUUUGAUUUCUCUGGUGCUGAGCCUCCUGCUAUACUUUAGGACAUCAGACCUGCAAUCCAGGGUUUCACAUUUGGAAGCAGACAGAUGCACUCAGCUCCCUGCCUGGCUCUCUGCAGACCAAAUGGAGACAGCUAUUUUGGGAAGAGUUGACCAACUGCUUGAUGAGAAAUUAAAGUUCAACUUGCCGAGACAUCGAGAAGUUCGUGAUACCCACCAGAAGUGUAACUGCCCGGCAGGGCCUCCUGUAAGUACCAAAGUUCCAGUGCGUUUGCGAAGUGUGCACCUGAUGGGCCCUACAGGAAGACCAGGGCUUCCGGGAGACAAAGGCGCCAUGGGAAUCCCUGGAAGACCGGGACUAAAGGGGCAACCCGGAGAGAAGGGAACCCCCGGAGAAGCAGGCAUGUCCAUCAUCGGUCCCCGAGGCCCUCCCGGACAGCCUGGAACGAGAGGUUUUCCUGGAUUUCCGGGCCCGAUUGGUUUGGAUGGCAAACCAGGCCAUCCUGGACAGAAGGGGGAGAUGGGUGUUGCUGGUCCCAAGGGACAGACGGGACCUCCAGGACAAAAAGGAGAAAAGGGCCAGUGUGGAGACUACCCACACAGGCUGUUGCCUCUCCUCAAUUCAGUGCGGCUGGCUCCACCCCCGGUCAUAAAGAGACGCACUUUCCAGGGUGAACAAGGACAGGCGGGGAUUCAAGGUCCGCCAGGGCCACCUGGUCCACCAGGGCCAACUGGACCAUCUGGACCAGCAGGAAAUCCAGGACAACCUGGCCCAGUUGGGCCACCUGGCAAAGUAGGGGAGCCUGGAAAGGCAGGCAAGGAUGGAAAGGGUUUACCUGGAUCCCCUGGACCAAAGGGAGACCCUGGAAUUCAAGGAUACCAUGGGAGGAAGGGUGAGGUGGGUGAGGCUGGCCUACCAGGUGCACCUGGCCUUCCUGGAUCUAUUGGCCCCAAGGGUGAAAAGGGGGAUACUGGCAUGAAGGGGGAGAGGGGCAUGCCAGGGCUGCCAGGAAAACAUGGAGCUAAGGGGGCUCCUGGAAUGGCUGUUGCAGGGAUGAAGGGAGAACCUGGAGUUGCAGGGAUGAUGGGCCCCCCAGGUUUGCCAGGGAAAAGGGGACAGAGGGGGGAGAAGGGAAGAGCUGGUGAUCCCGGACUUCCUGGAUUCCUAGGACAGAAGGGAGAGAAGGGAGAUGCUGGCAAUGCACUCGGGGGAGGUAAAGGGGAACCCGGACACCCGGGACUACCUGGGCCUCCAGGACCAAAGGGGGAAGCUGGUGACAUUGGCCAGACUGGCAUUGCAGGACCGCAGGGGGAAAAGGGAGAACCUGGAGCACCCGGAGAACAGGGGCCUGUUGGUCCAAGGGGUCCCAAAGGGGAGCCAGGAAAGGAUGAAAUGGUGGAUUAUGAUGGUAACAUCAACGAAGCUCUACAGGAAAUACGAACCUUGGCCCUGAUGGGACCUCCUGGACUUCCAGGAGUAGCUGGGCCCCCAGGGCUACCAGGCCAGAAGGGUGAAAUUGGAUUACCGGGUCCUCCUGGACACGAUGGCGAGAAGGGGCCACGAGGUAAAUCAGGAGAGGUGGGUCCUCCUGGUCCCCAAGGGCCCCCAGGAAAGGAGGGACCUCCAGGAGUGAAGGGAGAGACUGGACUUACCGGGACCCCAGGAGCAAAGGGGGAAAAGGGGGAGGCAGGAGAAGCUGGCUCUCCGGGUCUUGAUGGCCCAACUGGGGAGAAAGGAGAACAAGGUGACCAAGGGAUACCAGGACCUUCAGGAUUACCGGGUCUAAUUGGACUUCCAGGAUUGACAGGAGAGAAAGGAGAACCUGGUGAGGAUGGGGAAAAAGGAGAUCCAGGAGACUCAGUAUCGGGGCCACCCGGGCCCCAAGGCCCACCAGGUGUUGCAGGUCUUCAAGGCCUUCCAGGACCGAAGGGGGAAGCAGGGAUUGAUGGAAUGAAAGGAGAGAAGGGUGUCCAGGGUGAGAAAGGAGACCGAGGUCCACUGGGAUUGCCCGGUGCUUCAGGUUUAGACGGCAGGCCUGGACCACCGGGUACUCCAGGACCAAUUGGAGCUCCAGGACCAGCAGGACCAAAAGGGGAAAGGGGCAGUAAAGGUGACCCUGGAAAUGCAGGACCAAUGGGGCUAGCUGGGCUUCCUGGUUUACAAGGCCCAUCUGGUGACAAAGGAAACCGGGGGGAGAGGGGCAAGAAAGGCUCUAGAGGGCCUAAAGGGGAUAAGGGAGACCAAGGAGCGCCUGGAUUAGAUGCACCCUGUCCAUUGGGGGAAGAUGGCUUGCCAGUUCAGGGCUGCUGGAAUAAGUGAUGGUUCUAACCAUGGACUGGCCUGUGUGUGUUUUGUACAUAGAAUAUUUAUUUUUAUACAAUGUUCUUUUCUGAAAUGCCAAGAAGUUAUACAUUUUACAAAUUAUCAAAAGCUACAUAUAUUUUGUACAGAAAAUACUAAAUUGCCCUUUUUCUGUUUGUCAAUCCUUUAUAUAAUUCUGUGUCUAUAUUAUGCUUAUAUUGUUGUGGAGUCCAGCUAUAAUAUUUGCAUGAUAUUUGUGCACACUUGAUAAGUAUUGGAACUUAAUAAAUUAUUGCAUUCAGGUGCCAAAAGGAACUGCCCUAUAUAGAUCUGAAGGUCAUUUCCCUUGCCAAAUCGGGAGAAUUAAAGAAUAUUUGAAGUGUUAUGGAUUUUAUUAUUAAAAUGAAAUAUGACAAUGUUACCUUUUUGUGAAUAAACUAUGGUGUUGCUGGGGAAAGCCUGGGGCAGCCAGCAGUGCUAUUAAAAUGA